This is a messenger RNA of Bursaphelenchus okinawaensis, 4536 nucleotides long. The record is from the annotation of a GenBank genome assembly. Lineage: Eukaryota; Metazoa; Nematoda; Chromadorea; Rhabditida; Aphelenchoididae.
AUGGGCAGAGGCGGACACGUUAGUGGAUUUGGCAAAUCAUUGCCAGAUAUGUUCAAUUCAGAACAAGCCUGCUACACCAACUUAUGGGUAAGUCUUUGAUACUUGUUUUUGUUUGGUUUUUAGGCAGUUUAACAAGUUUAAUUUGGUGCUUUACCAUGUUGUUCAUCACGGUAAAACUGAAAAAAGCUUUUUUGUUUGUAAUAUUGUUGUUAUUUUUGAUGGUUUUGUACCUAAAAUACAUUUUUUUUUUCAUGUCGUUGAGCUUCAUCAUGUUGUUCAUCAUGCUGAAGGUGGAAAAAUCUUUUUUGUUCAUAAUAUUGUUGGGUUUUGUACCUAAAAUCCGAUAAUAUUGUGAAUACUCACUUUAAAGUUAAAAACUAGUUGAAAUAUAUUGUUUUAGAGCUAUUUUUGGUUUUUUUGAUGAAAGUUCUUGAUAUUUUUGGUUUUGUAAAGAAAGUUAUUGCUAUUUUUGGUUUUCAAACAAAGUUUUUGCUAUUUUAUGUUUUGUAAAAAAAGUUUUUGCGCUUUUUUGUAAAUUAGUUUUUGUAUUUUAAGGAACGACACAUUCACUCUUUUGAGAAGCUCAGAAGUCAUGGAUUCCCUUGUAUGCAAUCGGUGAACGGAGGACCAGAAGAAGCGUUUUUUGGUCAUGAAGUCAAGCACUUGUAUGUCUCGACGGCUCCAUACACGAAGAAGACGUGCUGCAGAUGUAAGACUAGCUUUGAUAUCGAUGAAUACAAAGAUGAAGAAGUGAAGGAUCGCUGUUGUUACCAUCCAUCCGUCAAAGUAACUGGUAAGUUAUUGUUUAUGAUUUUGUUUUGAGUCUAGGUGGAAAUAAUGUAUAAAGAAUGGCAUUUUACAUGGUGUUUUAAUUGAAAUUGAAUUUUGUGACAAAAAUAUUAAAAAAUAGUGUGAUACAUUGUUUUUUGAAAAAUUAAUUUGAAAUUUUACCUUAAAACGGUGAAAUGUUAUCUAAAAAGUUGAAAUAUUAUCUAAAAAAGUAAGGUUAAUUUAAAUUUUUAUUUCUAUCUAACUCAACAUUUAAAAAAACUUAAUUUUUAGGUGAAAUCGAAGGCCGCAACGAGGAGAAGAAGUACCCAUGUUGUCAACAACCAUUUGGAUCUAAAGGAUGCACCAAGAAGCCCAACCACGUCUAUUUCACGCUGACUCCGCCCCAAUUGAAAACAUUCAUCAGAACUCCGGUACCAGCUCCAGGAACAUCGAAAAACAUAUUGAUUUUGGAAGCAUCAUAUGUUUAUACAACAAUCGGCAAGGAAAUCUCGAGGAUCAUUUUGCUCAACUGGAAAGGGAACCUUGUGUUCGACAUGUUUGUAAAGACGGCGUUUUCGAUUGUGGACUUGAACGAGGAAGAGAAUGACCAUGAUGCCGGAAUGUACGAGCAGUUUGCUGAGCCGUGGGAUGUUGUAAGUUUAUCUUUAUGUUAUUUUUUGAAAUGGUGUUUAUGAUAACUAAUUUUUCGUUAUUUUUUAAACUUUGUGCUAUAUUUGACAUAUACCAGUUUUCAAAAGCUUUUAUUGGCAUAUAUUGUAAUGUUUUCUUAAUUUCAGGUUCGGUCCAAACUUUUCGAACUGCUGAACGCCGACACAGUUCUAAUCGGUCACACAUUGGACGUUUUUCUUCGUGCCGCCCAUCUGGUGCACUUGAAGUUGCUGGACACAAGUGUUAUUUACCGUAAUAACAAUCAGAAUGCCCGGUACACCCUCAAAUCAAGUGCAAACCAUCAUGUGAAGCUGGAAAUUGAUGAGAAGAACAUGAAGGACAAAGCCUCGGCCAUCCACAGUCUCACAGCCUUCAGGAUCAAUGACGAAUACCGGCGCAGGUACAACAACAGCAUAAUGGGAAAGAAGUUUUAAGGUGGCUUUAAUGAAUCGAUCUUGUUGUUAUAAUUAUUUAUACGUUUUUUAGUUAUCGGUAGUUUUGUUGUUAGUAAAAAUAAAUAUUUAGAAGUUUCUUGAAAUUAUUUGAAUAAGUAAGGUAAAUUUAUUUAAAAAAUAAGAUUCCAAAUAAAAAUAGAAAUGCUUAUACGACAUACGAAGUCAUGACACGCUCGAUUUUGUCAUAUAUUUGCAUUACGAUGACUCAAAAUGAUAAUCCGAAUUUAUAAUAAAACUGCAUUUGUGACAAAAUAAACACUUGGCAGGUUAAUUUUCAUCGAAUUUACUGACUAUAGUGAAGGAUACCUACAUGCCAUUUUUUUAAUAUGUAAAAUGGUAGAAGAUAUUAAAAUUUUGAAAAGUGUUUUGUAUUUCUUUUGCUCUACUACAAUUCUUUGGCUUUGUAACGGUCAAAAGGUUUACGACGAGAUUCAAUUUGGCAGUAAGUGUAGUAAAUACAGUCACAACUCUUUAUCACGGCACUUAAGGGACUGGUCGAUUUAGUGUAGCAUUCAAGGGACUGCCUCAAACCUGUCCUUCUCUCCUGGUUUUUGGGUGUCACACUACUCAGUUACUGUUUCACAGGGUAACUGGGUAAUGUGAGGUUACGAAUAGCAAGCAAAACGCGGUCGUUACGGGAGGGUGUCACACUAUUGAGAGUAAUAGUUUGUAUUGUAGUUCCUAAAUAUGUAAUAUAAGGAAUCAAUAUUUUCUAAUGAAAAAGAUACUGUUUAUUUAUGUAUUAAGUUUGUGCCUUAUAGAUGGUGGGAAAACAAAGAUGAUGUUUGGAUCGCCAAGUAAGUUAAUAUUCCUACCUAUCGCUAUACAAAAACUUAUUCUUAAGGUCAAGAAUUAUACCUCCAAUUACGUCUAGAAGACGAAUACAUAUACUUGAUACCGCAGGAAUGUGUUCAACAAAACAAAUGUUUUUUGAAUGAUUCUAACAAUUAUUUUGUGCCAAGGUGAAUAUUUCUUUACAUUUUUUAAUUUGGCUUUUUAAUUUAAAGAUAAAGUAUUUUUCUAGUCAGUCAAGUUCAUUUUCGACUCAGCUAAAAAUAUUUGAUGGUUCUGUGACUAAUAGGCCGUAUCCCGUUGGUAUAUGGGCUGAGGACAAUGUUCAGGUUAGUCCUACUCUACCCUAUUUUUAGAUCUAACCUAAGCCCUAGCCUAAGCCCUAGCUUAAGCCCUAGCCUAAACCCUAUCCUAAGCCCUAGCCUUAGUCCUGGCCAAAACCCUAGCCUAAGCCAUAGCUAAAGUCCUAGCUGGAGCCAUAGCUUGAGACCUAGCUUAAGCCCUAGCCUAAGUCCUAGCCUAAGACCCAGCUUCCGGUGUCUUGUCAUACCAACGCUUGGCUCGACAAGGAUCAGCUCAAUCAUAGCCUAGAUAUAUAUCAGUUGCAGGUAUCCUCCCUAGCCCAAAAGCUUCAAUUUGGCCUAGCCGAGAAAUGCCCUUUUGUAGUACAAGGGAAUGGUGUUUUUGGCUUAAGGUUUUCCCAAAAACCGGAAAAUCAUAUAAAUAUCUUACUACGUCAAUUCAAGUACCCAAUUAUUGGCAUUGGUCUUACUGUCGGCUAUUCAGACGCUUUUCCUUAUAAUGGAGAGCUCGUACUGGGUGGAGGAUCAAAGAAGUGCCAAAGAGAAUACCAAUAUGCUCAGGUUAAUACUGUAAAAUACGACUCGUGGAUCUUUGAUGUUCAAAGGUAAGAACUUUCUUUACAAAGCAAAAGAUGGCAAGAACUUUCUUUACAGAACAGAAAAUGGCAAAAAGUUUUUUAACAAAAUGAAAAACGGCAAUAACUUUCUUUACAAAACAUAAAAUGGCAAAAACUUUCCUUACAAGUCAAUCUUUAACUUUCAGAGUAGUAUUUGGUCAAGUAACCUUCACCCAAGAUACUCCGGUAACCUUGGCCAUAGGCCAACGAUAUACUGUAUUCCCACUGGAGUUAUUCAACAAAAUAGUAGUCGAAUUAGACGCCCGACAAGCCGACAGUCAAACACAAACAUAUUAUGUUAGAUAUCAAGGAGUAAAGUUUCCGACCAUUGGUUUCGAAAGCUAUGGAGUCUUGUUGACUAUGUACCCUAAGGAUUAUUUGGGCAAGGUAAGUGCAGGGUGCGGUACUCUACGUUACAGUAAUAUAGGGUAGAGUAGGGUAAGAUAGAGUAGGGUAUGGUAGGGUAAAGUAGGGCAGGGUAAUGUGCAUUUAAAUGCAAAGUGACUGUUUGUUCAAAAAUUGAAAAUUUUUAAUGUGACGAAAUGCCACAAAAAUUAUUGGAAAUUUUAAAGUUUUUAAAUUUGUAAAAAAUGCAUCUUUAACAUAUUUGAAACGUAUUUUAUGUCAUUUUUAACUCAUCCGUCACUUUUCUCAUUUCCAAUAAUUUUCGUGACAUUUCAUCACGUUUUUCUAUAACAAUAUUUUUAGUUGACUCCAUAUGGUUAUGAGCUGCUGAUUCGGCCAAAAAUCGAUUGGGCCAUACCUAAUGACCAAAUAAUAUUGGGUGAUAACUUUCUCACCGCAUACUGUAUUCUACUGGAGUAUACUGUACCUCCGAAAAUUGGAUUUUCAAUGUCAGAGUGUAUACCAGUGGUACCAAACAUGAUAUUUUUGGGGUUUUUGGUACUUUUAAAAGUUUUGGUUGAGUAG